GGUAACAAGCGAGAGAAAUGUUGUAUCUUGUUGGUCUUGGUUUAGGAGAUGCCAAGGAUAUCACGGUUAAGGGACUAGAAAUCGUUAAAAAGGCAGACUACGUCUUUCUGGAAGCAUAUACCUCCAUCCUUUGUGUGGGAAAGGAAGUGUUGGAAGAAUUUUAUGGAUGCAAAAUCGAGUUAGCUGAUAGGGAAACUGUGGAACAAAAUUCUGAUCUUCUUUUGGAGCAUGCUAAGGACAAAGAUGUGGCUUUCUUGGUUGUUGGAGAUCCAUUUGGGGCUACUACUCACGCAGACCUCGUGUUGCGAGCAUGUCAAAUGAACAUUCCUUACCAAGUCAUUCAUAAUGCUUCCAUUAUGAAUGCAGUUGGAUGCUGCGGUCUUCAGGUAGUUAUUAAUUUUGCUAUAGUGUAACUUUGCUAUGAGUAGUUUGACCAUGGAAAUCAUUUUAUCGUGAAGAUUUACCUUUUGUCCCUUUUCUGGAGGGGAAAGGCAAUUGUCAUGCAUUUUGUGUUCUCCAGAACUUUCAGUCUAGU
Orbicella faveolata is the source of this 535-nucleotide messenger RNA. RefSeq names its product diphthine methyl ester synthase-like. Lineage: Eukaryota; Metazoa; Cnidaria; Anthozoa; Scleractinia; Merulinidae. The record is from RefSeq and is a predicted model, not a curated record. Gene Ontology annotation, molecular function: diphthine synthase activity. Gene Ontology annotation, biological process: protein histidyl modification to diphthamide.